CUGAAAUCCGGUGUUGGCACUGGAUCUUUGGGUCCUUCAGAAAAGCCAUUUGGGGUUCGCAUCAGCUGCAUGCUGCGUUGGACGAACUCGCCGCUCUGGGCGGUGGGUAGGCCGUCGCCGCCAUCUGCCGCUGCCUAGCCGCAUUACGCACGACGACCAUGUGCGCCUUCUGCACUCGUAUGACAACUCGCAAGCGACCCCGCGCCUGAUCAUAGAUCGGCCGCGGCCUGUACCUUUGUCGACCUGCAAAAGCGGGUCCGAAGCUCAUUGUUCAAAUUGCCUGGCCUCGACCACUCGACUGUACAGAAGCGAGCUAUGGUCUUCUUCGUUGCGCUCGCUGCGCUUCUCGCGCCUCUCUUGGCAGCCCAUCACCCGACGCAUGGCAGCGGCGGCCUCGGCCAUCCCGUGAGCAUUGACAUGCCCAAGGGCGACAACUCGAGCUCGAGCUCGAGCUCGAGCUCGGGCCCCGUGCCUGUCGCUGCGAACGGGUCCGACUCGCUUGCGUCCAUGUACCGUACGUCGACCGACCAGUCGUGGCUCGCACCGCCGCGCAACCUCCACGCAUCCAUCAAGGACAUCCCGAUCCCGACGAACCGCUGGUGGGGCAACCUCAUUAGCGCCGGAAAGGACAACGCCGAGCUGCGCGCAUGGGCCAACCCGUAUGCGGUCGCCAUGCACCGCGAUGCGAUCGGCGUGUCGUACCCGCCGUCGAGUCGCGUCUUUGGCGGCUCCUCGGGCAACGGAAAAGCACCGCGCUACUACCUGCACGGCAUCGGCAAUGACCUCUUUGUCUCGGCCACCGAGCUCAACUCGUCGGGCGCAACGCCGUUCCAGAUCCGCAAGUGGGACGACCUUGGUGUGACCGUCACGGCGUCCGCGGGCGGCAAGAGCGUCGACUCGAGCUUCGUGAGCGGCAUGGCGUACGUCAGCGCCAAGUACAAUGGCCUCACACCCCGCAUCACGACGACGCACGGCAUCACGCGCGUCAACGGCCAGGCCGCGUCGACUGGCGCCUCGAUCCCCUCCGCCUCGAAGCUCGCGCUGACGAUGGACAACGGCAUGGUUUGGGUACUCUACGCCUCGUCGCCACUCUCGUGGUCGCUCACGUCAUCGACCGAGCUCACGGCCACGGCCCCCGCGACGGGCACAACCGUUCGUCUCGCGCUGGCUGCGAAAGGCAGUGAUGGCAGUGACUAUGACGCGUACGCUGACUGCAUCGUCCACGGCGGCAGCGUCACGACGUCGACGACCAGCUACACGUUCAAGUGGGCGACCGAAGGCGCGUGCGCCAAGGGUCUCUUGCACUUUGGCUUGCAGCACCACAUUGAUACGCUCUCGCCGUCGUCCGCAACGCGGCUCACUGCGUCCGGCCUCGCGCUCGAGUCGACGACCCGCGGCAAGCUCUUUGCGCUCGUGACCAAGGAGAGCUGGCGCUUUGACGAGAAGAACCUCGUACCUGCCUCGUUCUUCCCGCGCCAGUCGCCGAACAAGGCGCGUGUCGCGUCGGGCAACAUUCUCAAGGCGCUCCAGGCCGACGUUGAGUCGCCGUGGACGCUUGCGAUCGGUGGGUCGUACUACUUUAACGGCAAGGCCGCCCAAAAGUACGCAUCGCUCUGCCUCAUUGCGUCCGACAAGGCGGUCGUUGGCGACGACACGGCGCUCUUGCGCAGCUGCCAGAAGAAGCUCGAGACCGUCCUCGCCCCGUUCAUCGACAACACGUGGACGUACCCGCUCGUGUACGACAGCGUGUACAAGGGCAUCGUGAGCUCGGAGGGCUUUGUCAAGAAGGACCUCAACGCGGACUUUGGCAACACCAUGUACAACGACCACCACUACCACUACGGCUACUGGAUCGCGACGGCUGCGAUUGUCAACAAGGUGCACCCGAGCUGGUCGCGCCUCAGCGACCUCAAUGCCCGCGCGGCAACGCUCGUGCGGGACGUGGCCAACGCCGACAGCUGCGAUAAGGCGUUCCCGACCUUCCGCAUGUUUGAUUGGUACAAGGGUCACUCGUACUCGCACGGUGUGACCGCGCUCGCCGACGGGAAGGACCAAGAGAGCUCGUCUGAAGACAUCAACUUCCAUUACGGCAUGGCACUCUUUGGGAGCGUGACGAAGAACAGCGCCAUGGCGCGCCUCGGGCAGCUGCUGUUGACGCUCAACGCACGGGUCGUCAAGACGUACUUCCUCAUGGACUCGGGCAACAUUGUGCAGCCGAUCGAGAUGCGCGCCAACAAGGUGCUCGGCAUCUUCUUUGACAACAAGGCCGACUACGCGACGUGGUUCAGCGCGGAAAAGUACUGCAUCCACGGCAUCCAAAUGAUCCCGACGACGCCCGUGACCGAGUACGUCCGCACCAAGAAGUUUGUCCAGGAAGAAUGGGACGAAGUGCUUGCGCCGCUCCCGCUCAUUGCCAAGAAGCAAGUCGACAACGCGUGGGCAUCGCUUUUGUACCUCAACUACGCCAGUGUCAACCCCGACGUCGCACUCGACAUGCUCCAGAAGGUGCCCAUGGACGACGGCCUCACGCGUGCGUGGGCCUUGUAUCUGGCGUCCGCCAUGUAGGCCACAGGUGUGCGUACUCUAAUGUCUUCAAAUGUUAUCUAACCAUUCCGUUGUAC
Saprolegnia diclina VS20 is the source of this 2621-nucleotide messenger RNA. RefSeq lists its product as hypothetical. Gene Ontology annotation, molecular function: endo-1,3(4)-beta-glucanase activity. The coding region runs from base 316 to 2565 and encodes 749 amino acids. The record is from RefSeq and is a predicted model, not a curated record. Lineage: Eukaryota; Oomycota; Saprolegniomycetes; Saprolegniales; Saprolegniaceae. The transcript has a single exon.